Pocillopora meandrina is the source of this 5852-nucleotide messenger RNA. The record is from the annotation of a GenBank genome assembly. Lineage: Eukaryota; Metazoa; Cnidaria; Anthozoa; Scleractinia; Pocilloporidae.
CCUUAACUUUGUUAGGAUAUUCAUAUUGUCACUAAUUUUACUACUUAAGAAAUCAGCACACCUAGGUACUUGAGAAAUUAGGAUUGCUCUACUGACAAAUGUUUGCUAUUUUUAAUUGUGGAUAUCGAUUUUGAUUUUUCUUUUGCCACGGUAUGAAGAAUAUAUAUUUAGUUUUGGAAAGAUUUAAGGUUAAUUUGUUAUUACAUAGCCAUUCAUAAACAGUAUGUAGAUGGUUAUCCAUGUCAUUUAAUAGAAUGUCGAGGUUGGUUCCAAAGGCUGUUCGGAAAAUCAUUGAAUGAUAUAGAUGAGAAAUAGAAGAGGACCACCAUUUGCAUAAACUUACAUCGAUUCUGUAAGAAUUCUCGAUGUUGGGUUGGAAUUCCAGACCAUUCUUUAGAAGAAGUUUCCGGAGCUCCGUUGUACGAUCUUCCCCAACAUUUUCGGGCACGUUGUAGAAUCUCAGGUUUUAAUUUCUUGACUAAUUCACUUAAAGAGAGUGGAGUGAGGUAAAGAAAACUGCGGGGAUGGCUUAGCGGUCAAAGGAACCCAUGAUUGUUACAGCUACGAAGCCAAAUAGAAGGUCGAAUGACAGUUUAAAAGACUGAACCUUUCGCGCGAAAGCUGUGGCAAGGGUACUAUCAGACAAAAAUGUUAAAGUCAAAGAACAUUCUUGUUUACGUGACUGGAACUAGCACCGGUCCAGUGCUAGAUGUAAGCGACAAAGGUGAAGGUAAAUAUCGAAUUCAAUUUAAUAUCCUAAUUAUUAUAGUAGAGUGACCCUGGUACGCAUCUUUCAUCCAUAUUGCAAGUUAUUUCUAACCUGUAAGGAGCUUCACGAAAGGGACUGUUAGCAGAGAGUUAACCGUAGCUACUAACUUCAAUGAAAUAGGAUAUAUAAUUUUUCCUAUUCUCCUUUUCUAUACUCGCUCACGAGUGAGCGCAGCGAGCUGGAAUCGUUUUUCGCUUUUAGCAUUUUACCUAAGGUGAUAAGUCCCUUGUUCAUCUUGGAGGGCCGUAACCACAUCUGUGGUUGAACUUUGGCCUGGAGUAGCAGAUUUUUGUGAACCGCCAUGGCGCUCUUUUGGCGCGCUUUUUCCGCUCGAAUGGCGGCUGGAUUUUGUUGUAGUUUUUGUGGCCGCCGCUGUCCUCAUGUAUGAAAGUUGAGAGACUUAACAUGUAUCUUCUCACCCAUCUCAAGUGACAUGGUGGGAUCUUUUGUUCAAAAGUGAGAAAUAGGCUGAGUAUACCGUUUAGAGGAGGAGUCAACGUGCUUCUCUACACCUUUACCUUGUUCUUGAUGAAAUCCGGCAAGUUUGUCAGUCCAGGCGGUCAAAACUGCGCCUGAAACCGAUCUGACGCCGAAAAAAAACUGUCGUACUUUCGUUUGCUUGUGGCGAUAGUUCGCCCAUCUUAAAUUGCAGAGAAAAUCUUUCUCUUUGGAGAGGAACUUCUAACACAGCUAAUCUAAUCGGCGAUAAGCGUUGCACUGAUCGGCGCAUGCGCUUACAAUCUCAUGGAUCUCUCAGCAUGGAAACGAGGCAGAAUUACUUUGCGGAAGAAAUAAGAAAAGUAAAAACGUGGGUAAAAGUUCCAGCAGUUAUGGGCCACUAUAGGAUAAGCAAUAUAUUUGACGGUUGGCGAUGAAUGUUAUGUGUUGUCGUUAAUUAACAGCUACUUACGGCAACACCAUUCCGAAUUGAGUGGUUUUACACUAGAUAGGGUGAAUUUUAUCAGAGGCCUGAUUACUGUAAACAGAUAUGUCAAAACCCUAGGAGUUAUUUCUCUGAAACUUGUCAGAAAAAUUCAUCAGUGAUGAGAAAAUACGGUACAAGCUUACAACUGGAUAGCAGACUGAAUCAUAUAAUCACCGGCAAAAGCUAAAGCUCGUUGGCUUUAGGGUCAUGUGAUCCGAACCCGGAAGCAUGAAGUCUCGCAACGAUGAGGACGAUGCGGAUGCUAAUAAAUGUGGUGAUAAAAAUGACAACAAUAAUGAGGGCGACAGCGACGGUAAUAUAUGACAACGGCUAAUUUAGAUCAGGAGUCCUGAGUCAGGGAUGUUUAAUCAUCUGUCUUUUAAUAUCAUUAAUCCAGGUUAAAACAAAAAGUAUCCCUUCAUUUUUAGUUUGGCUGAUUACGGAUCCAAGAUUGUAUUAUCCUCUUCAUCAAGAAAAAGACACAAAAAAAUGGAACCAAAGACAACGAAAACGAGGCAGUGUUGAUGUCUAUCUCUGGAAAGCUGUCAUAGAUCCUUCCAAGCUACAGGUGGAAGAUCAUCCACAGUUUAAAGGUGUCUGCCUUGUCAAAACAGAUGGAAAAAUAACUUCUCCUCGUUGUCCAGGAGUAAUGCUUCAUUCUUUUCACUUCAUUAUUUUCACUUUUAGGCUUUGUUUAGCUGACCAUUGUUCUAUCCUUUCUGACAUUUUUACAUGAAAUCUGCGUAGGAGUAGUCUAAGUGUUAUCAAUAUCAUGGCUGUUUCGAAAUUUUUUUCCCAGAUAUUGUUUUCUUUAUUCUUUUGAUUUCACGGUGUCUUGAAAAAUAUCUUGGCUUUUAACUAUCUUUUCUACCCAUAGAAAGCACAUAAUUCCCUGCAACUACACAAGGAUCUAGAUCUAGAAUGGGAAAAAGCUGAGGUUCCGAAGUGUCGAGGAGGAAUGUCUUUACUGGAUUGUAAUUCCUUGGUGCAAGCCAUUGUAGAAUACAUGAAGGACAACUACCCUACUACACCGGAGGAGUUUAACUUUCAGGCGGAACUGAAAGUUGUAAGUCACUGGCACUGGUUCGAAGGAAAAGAGUCACCGAGACGUAAACCAGGUCCUCGUGACGACUUCCGUAUAAAAAGGGCAGUGAAGAAAACAUUUCAAAAAUGGUGUAGGGAUGUAAGGGAUCAAGAGUCAGCCAGUCAGUCCUCAGAAUCUGAUGACGAGUACAUAUCAGGUAAAGUUUGAAGUGUAGUUUCAUGCUGUACGUGUUUGACCACUGGGGAAUAAUCAACUGCUAUUCACCGAGAAAUAGGUGGCUAGUGAUGGAUAUUUACCAAGCAUCGAAGGGCGAGGUAAAUAUCCAGCACUAGCCACCGACACUGAGGUGAAUAAUUGUUUAAGUAUAUACUGAAACGGUAGGAUAAUAUGGCGCAAUAAGAUGAUUUCGAUGCAUUUAUUUAUAAAACGAUUAUAUUUUAUUUGGGGUGCAAAUCCUGCGCUCGUUUCUCGGUAGUGAAUCGCAAAGCAUAUUCGGGGUUUAUAGAUCAGUUGAUAAACACAGCCAGCAGAUUAUUCGCUAUGUUCAUUAUAAGUAGUACAUACCAAUAAGGUGAAUGGUUUUCGUGCUUUGGUUGUUUUAAUUGGCUAAUGCUGAUUCAAUUUAUGUUGUUUCUGAGCAGGUUUAAAAGAAGAUAUUUGUGCCCUCAAAAUGUAUUUCAACAAAGGAGGUAAGCAUUCAGUGAAAACAUAAAAUUAAUUGAUAACUAAAAUUUGUAUAUUGUAAGUCCAUGUAAGUAUUAUCAAAUGCACUUAACAAGAAUAAAACAUAGUUAACAACAUUCAUUGAGCCUGAGGUGAAUAAUUGUUUUAGUGUAAUUGCUCAGGUGUCUUCGAAGAUUGUCGUAAAUUCGGUACCUUUCUGUUACAAUUGUUUUGAUAAAUCAGAAAAAACUUCAUUAGUUUCUUAUAAAAGGUGUACGCCAAACGUAAUAGCACAUUUUGUGUUUAUCAGAAUUGCAGUUUGUUCAAUCGCGUUUAUCAGUUCCUACCAAACAUUAACAAAAUGCAAAGUAGCUAUUUUGAAAUUUAGCGUCCUUGCUAUAUAAUCACCUCGCGCUAGGUGAUUACAGCGAGAUAUAACGCAAUCCUCGAACAAUCAGAACGCACGCUUUUCCAUUCUCAUCGGAGCAGUUCCACCUAAAGUUUAUAUAAUAUCAUUAUUAUUAUUACUAGUUUGUUACAUUAAUGAGGUAGACCAAUUUUGUAGUCUAAAGAGGUAAUAAUCGUAAAAGGGUCUCUUACUCAGUUUGGUUAUGAACGGUAUGUAACUAAAUAAUAUGGAGCUUAUCUAUCUUCAGAGCUGGAAGAAGAUGAAACAGAAAAUGAGAAAUACUCCCAUGUGCAGUAUGAAAAUGAGGAUGAGUCAUGGUGUAGCCUAAUGGAACUAAAAUUGACCAAGGCGAGCUGGGGAGGCCUGUUAUAAGUUUUUUCCUCCUAACACCUACUCGCAAAUGUUCUGGGAAGGAUUGUCCAUCGUAAGUUGUUUAAAAGACAGAAAAUUUACUAACAAAAUUCCAAAUUUCGCUUACUCUACGGGCUCGUGCAAUUGUUUAGACUAUUUGUUGUAUUUGAAAGAUUUACUCGCGCUUAUAAAAACCAAAUUGCACUCGAAAUCGUUUUAUUACCUAUACAAAAAUGCCAGUUUAUCUCUUUAUUAAUUUUUACAGGACAACGCACCAAAUGGGGUGGCCAAGAGUGCUCUGCAUCUGGAUGGAGACUUGCAUUACGAGGAGGAAACAUUACUGAAAAGAAGAUCGGGGAAAAGGGUGCGUCACAAAAGGAGAAGAGAAGAGGAUGUAUUACGACUAAGAUCAAGGAAAAUUAUACGCAAAUCACUAAAAUUGGUUAUUCCCAAACCAAAAACACUUUCAGUUCAGUGAUUUAUUACACUUAAAGUAGAUGUAGUGUUGUUAGAAACAAAUUUUAUGCUAAUAACAACAAUAGUGAACUCUUCUAACUAUUUGCCAAUGCAAUGCCCUCAGUACUAGGAAACCACCAUCUCCAACUCUGCAACUCUUGUACACAACGAGAUUCUGCUGAAAAUUGAGGGUCUCAAUGAGGUCCGUCAUUCGUCAAGCAUCUAAAGAUUUAGAUUGGUAGUGCAAGAGAUUAUAAUCUUUUGGUUAGUACCGUCAGCAAUUGAAAACGAAGCAAAAUAUUAACCGUCGAACGCUUCAUAGAUAUUUCACAUCAUUAUUUGAGCCUUUUGCCACCACAGGUAGUCCAAGUUCGCACAGCGAGUUCUGUAAAUAUGUAAACACGUUGCGCAAAAGGAGAAUAUAGGGAUCUGAACGGUAAUAAACGGUCGCACUUGUUGCAUCGGUCGCACCGAAAAAUUUGAACUAGUCUUGAGUAGAAACACAUUUGUCUCGGUUAAUAGAAUUCGUUCGUCGGUCAGAAUCAGAGCGAGAGUCACUCCGAGUUACUUAGCGCUAGAGACAGUCAGAGGGACUGGUCAGAGAUACGACGGGAGGGAGAAAUGAAACCACUGUUAGUAGAAUUGUUACUUAUAAAAGAAAGGGACAGGUCUGUAGUUACCCCUUAACCACUUCGCAGCAUUUUAUUUGUUGGAGGGGUUAAAGGCAGGAAAAUGUUUACCACACUAUGCUUGAAUUGGGAAGGUCAAGAACUGAGAAUCAAAUAAACUUUAAAACGUCACGAACGUCUUAAGGUUAAAAGCCAUAGACAUCGGGAAAGUUUAUUAACUCUCUUGUAUCACAUAUUAAAGGAAUUUAAAGCUGUACAUAUCGAUUCAGAGCACCACGUUUUGGAAGAAUUUCUUUUAAAUAGUAGUUAUACUGGCAACCUUAAUGGGAGUCUAGAGCAAAGACUCGCCUUAGACCCAUUGAUUUAGCAUUUUCCUUUUAUCCAUGCUCCGCAGUUUCAAGAUCCAGUAAACACAAACAUUCAUGAUGCACAAAACAUUUAAUACAUUUACACUUAUACAAUAAGUUUCACAUAUGGCUCAAUUAGCGAUUUUUACACAAUUAUUUCAAUGAACUAUACGUAUGCGUAUAUAUCCACAAUCAAUGCUAUUGCCCUAGAACUGAAUUUUUUCGCUGACAUGAAUAUUAAACUUUUACCACUUCACC